Molecule: messenger RNA, 3687 nt
Organism: Frankliniella occidentalis (western flower thrips)
Lineage: Eukaryota; Metazoa; Arthropoda; Insecta; Thysanoptera; Thripidae
Gene: pb
Product: homeotic protein proboscipedia
Exons: 4
Coding region: 213-2666 (817 amino acids)
Biological process (GO): regulation of DNA-templated transcription
Molecular function (GO): DNA binding; DNA-binding transcription factor activity, RNA polymerase II-specific
Source: RefSeq, a predicted model, not a curated record
UGAGACCUCCCUCCUCCCGGCGUGUGCGGCAGGCGCACCGCGGUGUGCGCGGCGCUCCGGGCUCGGUGCUUGUGUUUGUGUCGUGCGUCUGCGCCCGUGCGAGCGCGAGCGCGUGCGUGUGUGCGUGCGUGCGUGUGCGUCGCGAGUGCUUCAGUGUGUGUGUGUGUGUGUGGUGCAGUGAUAUGGUGCAGUGGUGAAAUGGUGCGGUGACGAUGCCGGCCAGCGUGCUGACGGACAUGCGCGGGAAACGCGACCGGGAGGCCCCCGCGCCCCACCACCUGGGCCCCCUCGGGGGCCUGGGUCCCGCGCUGGGGCCGGGAAACGUGGGCUGCGUCCUGGAGGACGACCUGGACGACGAGGACGAGGACUUCGACGAGCUGAAGGGGGCUUCGCCAGCCCUGGACGCCGUCAACAACGGCGGGCCCGCGGUGCCGACGUCGCAGGCGGCGCCGCCACCGGGUGGGCCCGUCGGGCCGGGCGGCCCAGGCGGACCCGGGGCGGGAUUCUGGCUCGCGGCCGUCACGGCGGCCACCCUGGGGCCUGCGCACGGCCAGCACCCCAUGGAGCACGCAAUGGCACCCAUGAACACGGAGACGGGCUUCAUCAACAGCCAGCCGUCCAUGGCCGAGUUCAUGACGGCCUUGCCGCACCCCCACAUGGACAUGCAGGGCCCCGGCUCGCUCAGCCCGCAGCCAACCGGGCCGGGUGGUUACCCGCCCAUGGGCGAGGGACACCCGGGCGUCAACGUUCCCGAGUACCCCUGGAUGAAGGAGAAGAAGACGACUAGAAAGAGCAGUCAACAAGAAAAUGGCCUUCCGAGGAGACUACGGACGGCGUACACCAACACGCAGCUCCUGGAGCUGGAGAAGGAGUUCCACUUUAACAAGUACCUGUGCCGACCGAGGCGGAUAGAGAUCGCUGCCUCGCUGGACCUCACCGAGAGACAGGUGAAGGUCUGGUUCCAGAAUCGCCGCAUGAAGCACAAGCGGCAGACGCUGAGCAAGAGCGGUGACGACGAGGACUCGAAGGACGCGCCGGGCCGGUCCAAGGCGGACGAGAAGAAGAGCUGCCAGGGCUGCGACCUGCCGUCGGACCUGCCGGGCCUGGCCGGCCUCAACAACAACAACUCUAGCUUCAACAACAACAGCAGCAGCGGCGCCAGCUCGGUGGCCAGCAGCCUCUCGCAGGCGCAGGAGGAGGACUCGCGCUCGCAUGACGGCAGCGCCACCCCGCUGGGGCUGGGGGCCCCCCUGGCCACGGCGCGCACCAAGCCCCCGGCCGGCACCUCGGCGUCGGACGUCAACGUUAAGGUGGAGGCCGGCAUCCAGAGCCCGCCCUGCCUCACCGCACGGACGCCGGGCCUCGGCCCCGGCGGCCUCGGCCCCGGUCCAGGCCCCGGUCCCGGCCCGGGCGUCGUCCCCGGCGGCGUCAAGGAGUCCCCCGAGGUCGUGAAGCCGCCGCGGGGGUCGGGCGGCAGCCUCACGCCAUCGCUGCCCGGCACGCCCCACGCCACGCCGCAGCAGGCCAGCCCGCAGGGCGCCGCCCAGGGCCCCGCGGGGGCGCCGGCCCCCCAGGGCGCCAGCGGCUACCACCAGCCGCGGCCGCGCUCCUCUCCGGCCGGCCCCCAGGCCCCGGCCCCCAGCGGCGGCCCCGGCGCCCAGGCCGGCGCGCGCUUCCCAGGACCCAACGCCAUGUUCCCGGCCUCCGGCAUGGCCCACCAGGCCGCGGUGCGGCCGCAGCCACACCAGGACUUCCGGGUGGCGGCGGGCGGCGGGGCGGUGGCGGCGCAGUUCCGGGCCGGCAAGCAGCAGGCGCAGCAGGUCCUGGCGGGCAGCCCGGACCCCGCGGCUUGCUACAGCCCCGCCGGCCAGGCGCCGUACCCCCAGCAGCAGCAGCGGUUCGGGUACCCGGCCGACUCGCCGUACAGCCGCCAACAGCAGCAGCAGCAGCCGCAGCCGCAGCCGCAGCAGCUGCACCACCGGCUCAACGGCGCGCCGGGCCGCCCGCAGCACAAGGCGGCCUACCAGCAGGCCAGCAACUACCACGCCGGCUACGCGUCGUACAACGGCGGCGGCCUGGCCGGCGGCCUCGGGGCGUACGACCAGUACCACGCCAACCCUUUCACUCGGGGCGGGGCCGCGGCGGGGGGCGUGGCGGGGGGAGUGGCCGGGGGCGUGGCCGUGGGCGGCCCGGCCGCCGCCACCGCCGCCCACAACGGCCACCACAACUACCAGCCGCAGCAGCAGCAGGCGGCCUGCUUCCCCGAGCAGGAUGCCGCCGCCGCCGCCGGGUACUACCCGGGCUACCAGUACGGCGAGCAGCAGAUGCAGCAGCAGCCGCAGCAGCACGACCAAGUUGGGUAUUACCCGACCGAGGGCGGCAUGCAGGCGGCGCAGCAGUGCGGGUACGAGUACUCCAAGCAGGGGUACUACGAGUACCCGGCCGAGCAGUUCCCGGGCGUGGCCGCGGCCUGCGUGCUCACGCCGCCGUCCAGCUCGGGCGACAUCUGCUCGCCGUACCAGUUCUUCGAGCACCAGGGUCAGCCGACGACGACGGCCACAACGACGCACCAGGACCUGCACGACAACAGCAACAGCUCGUCCGACUUCAACUUCCUCUCCAACCUGGCCAACGACUUUGCGCCCGAGUACUACCAGUUGGGCUGAGCCGGAGUGAGGGGGCCACUCGUCCCCGACGCAGUUGGAAAACUUGGUUAAUAAACUAGCAUUAAAAGAGCUCUUCCCAAGCGUGGACAUUGUGCAAUGUUAUAAAAUAACUUUUGAAAAAGGAAAAAUUCACUUUCUUUUUUGCUUUGUUUUGUGAUAUGAUGUUGAGCGGGAGAUAAUGUACUAUUUCGGUCGCCCACUGAUGUCUCCCAGUUCCAUUCCGUCCGCUCAGUUGGCGAGACCAGACCGCGCAUAUCGAGUCAAUUACCUGACGAGUCAAUUGACGGCCCGCUCACCCACGCGCACGCGCACCCGAGUACCAAACAUCUCACGUUCAAACUACGUGACACAUUUUUUGAACAAAUUGUGUCCCCUGGACGUCAGAUUGAUGCCUCAUGACCGAUAUAUUUUGUGGUACUCGAGCGUGGUGGAUUGCACAGUGAGCCGCUAUGUGCCUCUCCGGCUGAACACACUCUUGUUUGUUUGAUUCAAUUUUGUUUCUUUUUAAAACCUGUGUUUUUUUUUACUUUGUGACCCAAACCCUUGCUACGACCCCGCCACAGCUGAUCCGCAUCGCAGACGCCGAGGGAGGGCUUCAUAGAAGCGCCCUCGGCGCCAUUUCCAUUCUAUAAAUUAAUUUCAAGUCGCGGAGUGCGUUUUCACAUCAAGCCUCCUGGAUGAGGUUUCAAGCAACACGAAAAGGUCACGAUCAGGUCAUGUUCAUAAUUUAUAUGGCUAACGCAUGUAUUUAUCUAUCUGGAUAGUAAAACUUUUGCUUUAAAAGUUGUGACUUUUAAGUAUCUCGAUCGUAGACGCUCAUAUGAGUCGCCUCGAUCCUUUCGUGUUACUUGGUAUGUGGGAACCCCGAGGGCCGAAGCGUGGCGGAGCGUGGCGGGGAGCGGCCCGACCGAAACACGGCGAUGAGGUGGUUUCAAGAAGUGCAGCCAAGCUGGAUUGUUAAUAUUCUGUGAUUAAUGAUUGAGUCGGAAGAGUUGGGGCCCGCCCCCGCGGCCCCUGCGGC